Molecule: messenger RNA, 609 nt
Organism: Ustilaginoidea virens
Lineage: Eukaryota; Fungi; Ascomycota; Sordariomycetes; Hypocreales; Clavicipitaceae
Exons: 1
Coding region: 1-609 (202 amino acids)
Source: RefSeq, a predicted model, not a curated record
AUGCGCAUCCUCCGUCUUCUGGCCGCAUCGGCCCUCGUCGCCGCCGUCCCCUACCCAAGCUCGAACCUGAAGCGCGUGCCCGAGGGCAACGAGGUCAUUGACCUGCAGCUGCAAGCCGACGAGAAAUUCCGCUGCAACAUGUGCUCCAGGGUGCAGAAGAUCUACGUCACGUCGCCCGUGGACACAAUCUGCACAGGCGAGUUCUGCGGCGGCGACGAGGAGCACGCGUUCGUCCGGUGCCGGCGCGGCACGCAGCACCGUGACAACGGCAAGCCGGCGCGCGUGUACGACAUCCAGGGCACGGUGGGCAACUCCACCAACAAGAAGUUCUGCCAGCAGUUCUACAACCACCUCUCCGCCAAGUGCAACCAGGGCCACGACUUGGCGAGCGACCCCGACGCGGUCCACCUCAAGUGCACCGAGGUGUACCGCGACGAGUAUCCGCUCAAGUUUUCGGCGUUUCUGGAGCUUCGCGCGUGGGACGACGAGACGGACAGGUGUGUUGCGAGGGGCUGGAGGGCCGGGUUCAAGGGGACGGAUGUGAACUGGCUGGGGGCGAGGGGCUGCCAUGAGCCCGACGAGGAGAAGAAAGAGGAAGCGCGAGGAUGA